AUGCAACUUGGUGGAUCAGAUCGUGCACAGCGUGAACGCGUUUUCCAUCACAAUAAUGACGAAUUGAUCACUGUUGAUGAUAUGUGGGAAGCAUGGUUUGCAUCUGAGGAACGUUCCUGGACAACUGCUGAUCUGGUGAAAUGGCUCGAAAACUCGGUCCGUCUUCCACAGUACGCGUCCAUAUUUAUUGGCAUGGAAAUUGAUGGUCGUAGUUUGCCGAGGAUGGCAGUUGCCAAUUCGACAUAUUUGGCGUCUGAUUUAGGCAUCAAAAAUCCUGUUCACAAGCAGAAAUUACGCUUGAAAGCACUGGAUGUCGUCCUUUUUGGAUUUACUGACAUUGCACUGUCGGUGCUGCUUGUGGUGCUUGUAACUGUGCUGUUCAUCCUGAAAAGGCAGCGAACACGGUCACAUAGGCAAAUGGAACAGCUUGCCUCGAAAUUAUCGCAACUCAAAUCAAUGCAAAGCCAUUUCGAGGAUGUCCAACAGCGGUACUUUUUGAUCACUUCGCUUGCUUACUUAAAUUUUGUUACUUCUGAUAAAGAGGAAUAG
Messenger RNA from Gongylonema pulchrum, 549 nucleotides. NCBI's taxonomy places the organism in Eukaryota, Metazoa, Nematoda, Chromadorea, Rhabditida, Gongylonematidae. The record is from the annotation of a GenBank genome assembly.